ACAUAUCUAGUGGCUGAUGUCAUACGUAUAUUCAACACGAGAGCAGCAGCAAAACAGCACCUACAAAAGUGGAGGAUACUGGUACAGACGCUUCACCACCUACUUCAUUUUAAAGUAACGUCCAUUCAUUUAUACAUUCAUACGGUCGGGCUGUCGGUCAGUUUGUCGGUCACCAUUAAUGUGUUUGCGCGAGCGCAAUCUAAAUAUGUGUUCGAAAGUAAAGAAAGCUGCUGUAGCAUUCAAAAUGCCAAAAAUUCGAUAACCUGCUCAAUUUAAUAUAAAGCUUCAAUUUGAAGUGGCAGCUGUUGUAUUCUCGAAGUUGGUAAUUACGUGGUUACCAUACAUAAGACACUCAUUCGUGAAUUUUCUUUGUUGUUUCAUAUUUCGCAGAAAGCACAGACUGCGCUGGGUGCAUUCGCACGGCCCCUGUACUGGAUUAACACGCUUCUCGGCGCCUACGCGGCAAUAGCCAUGACUAAAGAGACGGCGAGAGUGAUCGAUCUACGAAGAAAAAAUCCAGAAUUUCGGAAGCCUGACGUGCUACAAAGCCUGCUUGAUGCAGAGUAUCAAGAAGAGAGCUCUGAGACUGAGAACAGCACGUCAGCGAAGGGCAAAGGACCCGCGAACCUUCCCAAAAGUCGUGUGUUGACGAAGGAUGAAGUUCUUUUAAAUGCCUGCACACUGUUCCU
Rhipicephalus sanguineus (brown dog tick) is the source of this 689-nucleotide messenger RNA. Its product is annotated as cytochrome P450 3A14-like. Gene Ontology annotation, molecular function: monooxygenase activity; oxidoreductase activity, acting on paired donors, with incorporation or reduction of molecular oxygen; heme binding. The record is from RefSeq and is a predicted model, not a curated record. Lineage: Eukaryota; Metazoa; Arthropoda; Arachnida; Ixodida; Ixodidae.